AUCAGGAGGCUCGCCGGCGGAGCGGAUUGUGCGACGGACUGUGGGUGCGUGUGGAGAGGCCGUUGUUGCGCUGAGAGGUACGGGAGGUGGUGACGGGGUUCGUUGGGAUCGUUUUAAUUGAAAGUUUUCUUAAUUUAAGGAUUGAAGAGACAUGAUCGAGCAGCAGAAGAGGAAAGGCCCCGGGCCCAACGACAUGGCCCUGGUCCCGGCCUUGAAGAAGCCGCGCAGUGACAUGGCGGCGGCUCCGGGGCAGCAGCAGCUCAUGCCUAUGGGCCCCCCCAGGAGCUCCAGUUUGCAGGCACCCAUCAUGCUUCUCAGUGGACACGAGGGAGAAGUUCACUGCUGCAAGUUUCAUCCCAAUGGUGCUACCCUGGCAUCAGCUGGAUUCGACAGACUCAUCCUGAUGUGGAAUGUUUAUGGUGACUGUGAUAACUUCGCCACACUCAAGGGCCACAGCGGGGCUGUCAUGGAGUUGCACUACAAUACAGAUGGCAGCUUGCUGUUCUCAGCUUCCACAGAUAAGACGGUGGGGGUGUGGGACAGCGAGACGGGCGAGAGGAUGAAGAGGCUGAAGGGACACACGUCGUUCGUGAACUCCUGCUACCCGGCCAGGCGCGGCCCACAAGUCGUGUGCACAGGCAGCGACGACGGCACUGUUAAACUUUGGGAUAUCCGUAAGAAAGCUGCCGUGCACACGUUCCAGAACACCUACCAGGUCCUGUCCGUCACAUUCAACGACACCAGCGACCAGAUCAUAUCUGGAGGGAUUGACAAUGACAUCAAGGUGUGGGACCUGCGACAGAACAAGCUGAUUUACACGAUGCGCGGCCACGCUGACUCUCUGACCGGACUCAGCCUGAGCUCAGAGGGCUCCUACCUGCUCUCCAACUCCAUGGACAACACAGUUCGUAUCUGGGACGUACGCCCUUUUGCACCAAAAGAAAGGUGUCUGAAGAUAUUCCAAGGAAGCAUUCACAACUUUGAAAAGAACCUUCUAAGAUGUUCUUGGUCUCCAGAUGGGAGCAAAAUAGCAGCAGGGUCUGCAGACAGGUUUGUGUAUGUGUGGGACACCACCUCUCGGAGGAUCCUCUACAAGCUGCCCGGUCACGCCGGCUCUGUGAACGAGGUCGCCUUCCACCCUGAGGAGCCUAUUGUUCUUUCAGGAUCCAGUGACAAAAGACUGUACAUGGGAGAGAUCCAGUAGCGUGCCAUGGGGAAGGGUGGAUAUUGUGAGAUCUUUCAGCUGCCCUGAAGAAUGCAAGGAGUCCUCGCUCGGUAGCAGCACAUCCACUUGAAUUGCAGACUGCCUCGGAGUGCAAGAACAGCCAUUGGUUCUGUAUUCCCUUCCCCUGGAAGCGGCCGGAAUAACCGGCUGAUCACUCGCCUAUUUUUCCUUUUGGAACUGCAUUUUUUUUUUUUAUUUUUCCCCCCUGAGUCUCCCUCUUUCCCAGACAAUUGAUGGAAAGAAAGUGGGCAGUUAAAAAAAAGAUUGCUUGGCCGAAUGACUGCGCCUCAUUGCCUAUGAAAGCCGAUCUCCUGUCCACACCAAUGACCGGAGUUGUUUGAGGUUCUGUUAGUGUUUUUUUUUUUUCAGUAGUAGAAUGCAGGUCUUGUGCUGUUCAAUUCACUUUCCAGACAUGGAAUGACAAGUUUUAGUUGAAACAUAUUUGUUUGCAUUAAAUAAGCAGAGGGGUUCCAACAGUAUAAUGUACUAAUAGAACAGGAGAGAGGCUUCAUUAAUUUAAUCUGUGCUUGUGCAACAUCACUAUUCAUCUGCACCACUUCUCUCGGCUGUAAACUGCUUGAGUCCAUUAAGAUUUCAUAAAAGCUUUCACCCUCCCCCAGCCCCUCCUUUACCUCCUCCAUUCUCAUCAGAGCCUAAUCUGUUGCUGACGAGAGAAUAUUUGACUGGCGGAUGCCCGAGGUUCUGUCAAACUAAAUAAAUGCCUGUUCAGUUUUUAGCUCUGAGGUCCGUUUCCAGACUUUGUUUCCAUUAUCAGAUGCUCCUGGCAUCACGCCUGCCAGAUUCCCUUCAUGUGCUGCAGGUAGUGGGACCGCUUUGUGAUAAACCUCUGUCUCCUGCUAGUUACACUUGUAAACCUUUGGAAUAUUUCAGGGCUUUGCGUUGAGACGUGGGGGUUCUUUUACAAGUUUCACAGGAAGGGAAUUUGAGUGAAUUUGAAUUGGUUUCUCCUCCUGAGUUUGAAGUGGAAAUAGCAUAAAAAUAGUAAAUACUCUCUACAAACAAAAGGGGCUUAAGAAUCUAAUGCAAUAUAAAUAAUGCUUUGAUUACUGUCUGCUUAUCUGCAAGUGCUGAGAACCAAAACCUGAAGCUAGAUGAAUGCACUCCAUGUGGAGAACACGCACCAUGCAGAUCAGUGUUUUCCAAGCACACAUGCAAGUGAUUUACUCGGUGCCAAAUGAGUAGUGACAGUAUUUCUUGCAGAGGUCUGUUGGGGAAAUGCACUUCAAUAGUAAUUGGGAGUGGAUGUGCUUACUGGGAAGAUGAAUGUUGAAGGAACGGUCCCCUGAUUCCUCCCCUCACGCUGCAGGGCUAGUUUACAAAGGAUCUACAGUACGUAUGGGGUUUGAAAUGAAGCCUCUCUGUUUGCGGUGCUUACUCAGGCAUGCGUCGGUACAGCCUCGCUGGAAUUGUAUGCAGUACCAAUGGCAAAAGAGAGAAUGAACAGACUGAGCAAAGGCACCCUGACUUUUAUAUUAACGAGAGAACUGUGCAAGUGGCCUGGGUUACAUUUUGUUUUAACUAAAACCUUUUUUUAUAUGUGAAAGAAUAAAUGGCAGGUUUUUUCACCAAAA
Polyodon spathula (Mississippi paddlefish) is the source of this 2817-nucleotide messenger RNA. It is a transcript of the gene snrnp40, whose product is annotated as small nuclear ribonucleoprotein 40 (U5). NCBI's taxonomy places the organism in Eukaryota, Metazoa, Chordata, Actinopteri, Acipenseriformes, Polyodontidae. The coding region runs from base 152 to 1204 and encodes 350 amino acids. Gene Ontology annotation, molecular function: RNA binding; protein binding. Gene Ontology annotation, cellular component: catalytic step 2 spliceosome. The record is from RefSeq and is a predicted model, not a curated record. The transcript has 10 exons.